Molecule: messenger RNA, 617 nt
Organism: Vanessa atalanta (red admiral)
Lineage: Eukaryota; Metazoa; Arthropoda; Insecta; Lepidoptera; Nymphalidae
Gene: Sec61beta
Product: protein transport protein Sec61 subunit beta
Exons: 3
Coding region: 159-452 (97 amino acids)
Biological process (GO): intracellular protein transport
Cellular component (GO): Sec61 translocon complex
Source: RefSeq, a predicted model, not a curated record
ACUUCAUUUAAACGCGUUGCAGAGUUGAUCGCCAACUCGAACUUAGUGGCAUUUAUAAUUUCUAUAAGGGCUGUCUUAUACAUUGUGCUGUUGUCUUUAUAAGACUAGAAUCCUAGUAUUGUGAAAGGGUUUAUCAUUUAGUUCAUUUAAACAUAAAAAUGCCAGCCGCACCAAGUUCUACAUCGGUGGGAUCAGGAAGUCGUUCUCCGAGCAAGGCAAGUGCAGCUCCUCGAUCUUCUAGUGGUGGUACCGUCAGACAACGUAAGUCAACUACUACCACUACAGCGGCCAGAAAUCGUACCACUGGCGCUGGAUCAGGUGGAAUGUGGCGUUUCUAUACAGAUGAUUCUCCUGGCGUCAAAGUGGGUCCAGUUCCAGUAUUGGUUAUGUCUUUGUUGUUCAUUGCAUCCGUAUUUAUGUUGCAUAUUUGGGGUAAAUACACAAGAGCUUAAAUAAGCUGUGUUGAUAUUAUAUACUUAAUAAAUAAUUAAUUAUAAUUCUAUGAUAAGAGAGUGAAAGAAUAUGUUAUGAGAAGUGCUUUUAUUAUACAUGAAAGUAUCUAGAUUUAAAUUUGAAUAAAUUAUUUUGUUCUUUAUAAUAAAUUUUAAGUAUUUCAA